ACACCCAUUCUGUAUCUGGUCUCUUCACCAAGGCACUUUCUGUUUGCCGCCGCGCUUGCGAUUUAAGUUGUCUCCUCUCCUCCGCAGGUAUAUCCGGCUCACUCCCAGAACAUAAACUAACUUGACCCAUCUAUUUCUUCCUAUACAGACUAUGGGACAGAACCAGAGUACACCUCUCUCCCUUCUUCUGGCUAAUUUCAGGGAUGUCCAGACUAGAGGCCAAAACCUAAGCCUGGACAUCCGCCGGUCGAGACUUAUCACUUUCUGCCGGUCUGAGUGGCCCACUUUCGGGGUGGGCUGGCCUACCGAGGGCACUUUUUGUUUGCCUAUAGUUGCUAAGGUCAAGACCAAAACCCUCCUGCCAGGAAAGGAAGGCCACCCAGACCAGGCUCCCUAUAUCCUCGUCUGGCAGGAUCUUGUUGAAAACCCUCCACCCUGGAUGUCUCCCUUCCUUUCCUCAGGGUCCUGUAAGAUUCUCGCGGCCCGCUCCACUGACCCAACAAAGCCCAGCUGCCCCACCAGUCGCCCCGCUGGUUGCCCCCAAGGGGAACCAGGAGGACGGGAAGCAGCAGCUGCACCGGAGCCAAGGAGGCUAGGGGCAGCAGCCGAGCCAAGCCCUAUUGAAAAUGAAACCAACCGCGAAGGGCCAGCCUGCCGAACUCGUGGGCGCACCCAGCAUGAGCCAAGCUCUCGCCUCCCCGACUCCACUGUGGCCCUACCCCUGCGGGAAAUAGGACCCCCCGAUGAAACGGGCAACCCCCGACUCCAGUACUGGCCCUUCUCCACCAGUGACCUUUAUAAUUGGAAAACCCAAAAUGCUCGGUUUUCUGAUAACCCUAGAGAUCUUAUAGCCCUCCUAGAGAGCAUAAUGUUCACCCACCAGCCUACCUGGGAUGACUGCCAACAGCUUUUGCGAAUCCUGUUCACCACGGAAGAAAGGGAGAGAAUUCAACUUGAAGCGUGGAAGCUGGUCCCCCGGGAAGAUGGUUGACCCACUGUUAACCCUGACCUCAUUAAUGCAGCGUUUCCCCUGACUCAGCCUAAUUGGGACUACAACGCGGCAGAAGGUAGGGGACGACUGCUCAUUUAUCGCCAGACUCUAAUGGCGGGUGUCCGGGCUGCAGCACGCAAGCCCACCGAUUUGGCCAAGGUGUACUCGGUAGUACAAGGUAAGACAGAGAGCCCUGCCACCUUUUUAGAAAGAUUAAUGGAAGCCUUUAGGCAGUAUACCCCCAUGGACCCCGAGGCCCCCGAAAAUCAGGCCGCUGUUGUAAUGUCUUUUGUAAACCAGGCUGCCUAUGACAUCAAAAAGAAACUCCAAAAAUUAGAGGAUUUAGAAGGAAAAUAGAUCCAGGACUUACUCUGCAUUGCUCAGCGGGUAUAUAAUAAUCAGGACGCUCCAGAGGAUAAACAGCUCAAAGCCACCAGGGAAAUGACUAAAGUCUUAGCCACCAUAGUUCAGAAAAAUCAAGGGCCCACAGGAGAACAGAAAACUUGCCCCCCUAGGCGCCCCCUAGACAAAGACCAAUGUGCCUACUGUAAAGAAAAAGGACGUUGGAUUCGUGACUGUCCCAAAAAGAAACAACUGUGCUCGGGAUCAGAGCCAUGGCAAACCAAAGUGGCCCCCAUCCUAUUUACCCAAGACUCAGAAUAGGGAUGACGGGGUUCGGACCCCCUCCCCGAGCCCAGGGUAAUCCUACAAGUGGAGGGGACCCCUGUGCAAUUCCUCAUGGACACAGGAGCUCAGCAUUCAGUACUCACUAGCCCUCAUGGAAAAAUCUCUGAUAAGUCCUCCUGGGUCCAGGGAGUUACAGGAACUAAAAAAUAUCCUUGGACCACCCAAUGAACCGUGGAUCUAGGGACAGGAAGGGUAACCCAUUCCUUUUUGGUUAUCCCGGAUAGUCCCUGCCCCUUGCUGGGAAGAGAUCUCCUCAUGAAAAUGGGAGCUCAGAUUCACUUUCAGCCCGAAGGGCCUAAAGUAACUGACUCCCAGGACCAGCCUAUCUCGGUCCUCACCAUACAACUGGAAGAUGAAUAUCGGCUUCACCAAACUCCACCCUUCCCAGAACAGGAUAUUGACUACUGGCUCCACUGGUGUCCCGAAGCCUGGGCAGAAACCAGGGGAAUAGGGCUAGCGAAACAUCGUCCCGCUCUAUUCAUAGAAGUUAAGCCAGGGGCCGACCCCGUGAGGGUCAAGCAGUACCCCAUGUCAGCAGACGCCAGGCUGGGCAUCACCCCACACAUCCGCCGUCUCCUUGACGUCGGAAUCCUUAGACCAUGCCAUUCGGCGUGGAAUACCCCUUUGUUGCCUGUGCGCAAGCCUAACAGUGGAGAUUACCGGCCAGUGCAAGACCUAAGAGAGGUCAACAAACGGGUUAUGGACAUUCACUCUACCGUGCCCAACCCUUAUACUCUUCUCAGUACCCUCAGCCCAGACAAACAAUGGUACACUGUCCUUGAUUUAAAAGAUGCCUUUUUCAGCCUGCCUUUGGCCCCCAAGAGCCAAGACAUCUUUGCAUUCGAAUGGGCGGAUCCGGAAAGAGGCAUAAAUGGACAACUCACCUGGACCCGACUUCCACAAGGAUUUAAAAAUUCCCCUACCCUAUUUGAUGAAGCCCUCCACGAAGAUUUAAGUAAGUACCGGAAAUUAAACCCAAAUGCGUCUCUCCUACAAUAUGUAGAUGACCUCCUUAUUGCAGCUGAGACUCGAGAAGCCUGUCUUGUGGGGAUGAAGAACCUCCUGCAGACGCUGGGGAACCUAGGGUACCGCACAUCCGCUAAGAAGGCCCAAAUCUGAAAACCUGAGGUAAUAUAUCUGGGGUACCUGCUAAAAGAAGGACAGAGAUGGCUCAAUGAUGCCCGGAAAGAGACUGUCCUCCGCAUUCCGCGACCCACCACGCCUGGACAGGUGAGAGAAUUCCUGGGGUCUGCAGGAUUCUGCCGCUUAUGGAUCCCAGGUUUUGCUGAAAUGGCCAAACCCCUUUACGCAGUCUCUAAAAACCAACCAUCAUUUGAAUGGUCUGCGGAAGCUGAGCAGGCAUUCCAACAGAUAAAGAGAGCCCUCCUAUCGGCCCCAGCUCUAGGACUGCCCGAUAUCUCUAAGCCUUUCCACUUAUAUGUGGACGAACAUAAAGGCAUAGCCAAGGCAGUGCUAACCCAGCAUCUAGGUCCAUGGCCCAGACUAGUGGCCUAUCUCUCAAAAAAACUGGACCCUGUAGCCGCAGGAUGGUCCCCUUGUCUCCGGAUAAUAGCGGCUACAGCCCUAAUGGUUAAAGACGCCGAUAAGCUAUCCCUGGGCCAAGAGUUACAUGUCACCACACCCCAUGCCAUCGAAGGAGUGCUCAAGCAGCCCCCCAAUAGGUGGAUGAGCAAUGCCCAGAUGGUCCACUAUCAGGGACUCCUGUUAAAUCCCUUGCGUAUCACAUACACCUCUCCCCGAACUCUAAACCCAGCCUCGCUGCUACCCGACCCUGACCUGGACUCCCCGCUCCAUGACUGUGCCAACAUCCUAGCGCAGAUCCAUGGAAUAAGGGAAGAUCUACAGGACCGGCCUUUACCUGAUGCUGAGGUCACCUGGUUCACGGACGGAACCAGUUUCGUCCAUCAAGGACAGAGGUAUGCGGGGGCAGCAGUGACAUCCGAGACUGAAGUAAUAUGGGCAGAGGCUCUGCCCCCAGGAACUUCUGCCCAAAGGGCAGAACUGAUUGCCUUGACACAAGCAUUAAAAAUGGGGCGGGACCGCAAAGUGACUGUAUAUACAGACAGCCGGUAUGCCUUUGCCACAGCCCAUAUACAUGGGGCAAUAUACCGUGAGAGGCGACUACUCACUGCUGAAGGCAAAGAUAUAAAAAAUAGAGAUGAAAUUCUGGCCCUAUUGGUCGCUAUUUGGGCCCCUAAGAAACUGGCCAUAGUACAUUUCCCGGGUCACCAAAAAAUAACUGAUCCAAUCUCUCGAGGAAAUAACCUAGCUGACCAAACUGCACUCCAGGUAGCGCAAAAACCCAUCCCAGUAUUACCUGCGCAGCUACCAGACCCAGGGCCCCGAGAUUUACCCCCACAGCCUGAAUACUCAGAAGAUGAUCUUAUCUGGAUGCACAGGCUCCCAAUGACCAGAGUUACAGAUGGAUGGUGGAGGGACUCCAGAGACCACCUUAUCCUUCCCGAAAAAUUGGGCCACGCAAUCCUGACAAAAAUACCACUCUACCACUUGGGGCCCCGAAGACUUCAAGAUCUCAUCAGACAAUCCAAACUGGUAUUAAGAAACAUCUCUGACCAGACAGAAAGGGUUGUGACAGCCUGUUCUGCAUGUCAACUCCAGAAUGCACACCCACAUGCUACAACCCAAGUCCACUGUAAAAGAGGAACCCUACCAGCCCACUGGGAAGUGGACUUCACCGAGGUAAAGCCCGGCAAAUACGGCUAUAAAUACUUACUAGUGUUCAUAGACACCUUUUCAGGAUGGACUGAAGCCUUCCCAACCAAGAAGGAAACGGCGCAGAUUAUAGCCAAAAAGAUCCUAGAAGAAAUCCUGCCCAGGUAUGGUUUUCCAGUAAUGAUAGGGUCAGACAAUGGACCUGCAUUCAUCUCUAAGGUAAGUCAGGGACUGGCUUCCUUACUUGGGGUAGAUUGGAAAUUACAUUGUGCCUACCGGCCCCAAAGCUCAGGACAAAUAGAAAGAAUGAAUAGAACAUUAAAAGAGACCCUUACUAAAUUGACUAUGGAGACUGGCGCUAAUUGGGUAGAACUACUCCCCUACGCUCUGUACAGGGUUCGCAAUUCCCCAUACAAAUUGGGCCUUACACCCUAUGAAAUCAUGUUUGGCAGACCCACACCUAUCAUACCUAACCUUAAGUCAAACCUCAUUCAAUUAGAUCAAGAUAACAGCCUUUUAUCUUCCUUCAGGGCCCUACAGCGAGUUCAUGAGGCCGUGUGGCCUAAACUAAGAGAACUGUAUGAGACGGGGCCCCCAUCCACACCUCAUCAGUACCGCCCGGGAGACUGGGUCCUGGUCAAGCGACACCGACAAGAAAACCUCGAACCCAGAUGGAAAGGACCUUACCAGAUCAUCCUGACAACUCCCACCGCCAUCAAGGUAGAUAACAUCCCUACCUGGAUUCACCACACCCACGUUAAACCUGCUGACCCGCUGUCCGACCUCGUGGGACACACUGACAAAAAAACUGCUUGGACUGUAGACCGGAGUAAGAACAACCCCCUCAAACUAACCUUGCGCCGUACUCUCCCUAAACAUGAUCAAGAUAAUGAUCAUUAUCCUGCUAGCCCUAAACUUCAAACCCCUGAAGGGGGUACUGAAUGCCCCCGUUGA
Messenger RNA from Lynx canadensis (Canada lynx), 5326 nucleotides. RefSeq lists its product as uncharacterized. Gene Ontology annotation, biological process: proteolysis; DNA integration; virion assembly. Gene Ontology annotation, molecular function: aspartic-type endopeptidase activity; nucleic acid binding; zinc ion binding. The record is from RefSeq and is a predicted model, not a curated record. Lineage: Eukaryota; Metazoa; Chordata; Mammalia; Carnivora; Felidae.